Molecule: messenger RNA, 729 nt
Organism: Pochonia chlamydosporia 170
Lineage: Eukaryota; Fungi; Ascomycota; Sordariomycetes; Hypocreales; Clavicipitaceae
Product: D-xylulose reductase A
Exons: 1
Coding region: 1-729 (242 amino acids)
Biological process (GO): D-sorbitol catabolic process
Molecular function (GO): L-iditol 2-dehydrogenase (NAD+) activity
Source: RefSeq, a predicted model, not a curated record
AUGAGAUUUGCUGCAGACCCCCCAGGAACUCAUGGUGUUCUUACUCAACUUUUCCGAGUUCCAGAAGAUUUUAUUCACAGAAUUCCUGAAUGUCUUAGCCUACAGGAGGCAGUCCUAGUUAAACCGCUCAGUGUGGCAGUCCAUGGUGUGCGUAUGGCCAAACUAGCUCCAGGACAAGCUGUCCUGGUUCAAGGCUCUGGUACUGUCGGAUUGCUUUGCGCGGCAGUCGCAAGUGCAUUUGGGGCAAAGACAGUCUGUGUUGCAGACAUAAACGAGACCAAGUUGGACUUUGCGCGUUCUUUUGUCAACUGCAUGACUUUCCUUUCAGAUCCCACGGUAUCUCCCGCUGAUGAUGCUGCGAGAUUUAAAAAAGAGAACAGAAUGCCAAAUGGGGUGGAUGUCGUCUUGGAAUGUACUGGUGUCCAGUCUUCUGCGCAAACGGGUUUGCAUGCAUCCGCGGCUGGAUCUACUUUUGUGCAAAUCGGGAUGGGGAGACCGGAACAAACUUUGCCUUUGGGCACCAUGAUGGAAAAGGAAGUCACUCUCAAGACAUCCUUCAGGUACGGUCCUGGCGAUUAUGACAUUGCUAUUGAGCUUCUGAGUGCGGGCAAGGUGCAAGUAGGCACGAUGAUUAGCUCCGUCGUGCCAUUCGAGCAUGCGACAGAGGCAUGGGAGAAAACAAAACGAGGAACCGGCAUUAAGAACCUCAUUCAAGGUGUGCAAGACUGA